Melospiza georgiana is the source of this 1554-nucleotide messenger RNA. RefSeq names its product transcription factor AP-2 epsilon (gene TFAP2E). Gene Ontology annotation, molecular function: DNA-binding transcription factor activity, RNA polymerase II-specific; RNA polymerase II transcription regulatory region sequence-specific DNA binding. NCBI's taxonomy places the organism in Eukaryota, Metazoa, Chordata, Aves, Passeriformes, Passerellidae. The record is from RefSeq and is a predicted model, not a curated record. Gene Ontology annotation, cellular component: nucleus. Gene Ontology annotation, biological process: anatomical structure development; regulation of cell population proliferation; regulation of transcription by RNA polymerase II.
AUGCUUGUGCACAGCUACCCGGGCAUGGACCGAGCCGAGGGGCUGCCCGGGGCGCCGGCCGGGGCCCGCCUGCCGCAGCUGCCCUCGCUCAACCAGGCGCCCUAUGGCUCGGCGCCGCCGCUCUGCCACACGCCCGCCGCCGACUUCCAGCCGCCCUACUUCCCCCCGCCGUACCCGCAGCCGCCGCUGCCGUACCCGCAGGGCCAGGAGCCCGCUUACCCUCACCUGGCGGACCCGUACGCGGCGCUCAGCCCCCUGCACCAGCACCAGCAGCCGGCCUGGCCCCCCCAGCGUGGCCGGCAGGACGAGCCGGGGCUGCUCUCGCAGACGCACCGCGCCCUGGGGCUCGACCCUCGCCGCGAGUACCCCGCCGUGCCCCGCCUGCUCCACGGGCUGCCCGACGGCGGCCACGGCCUCGCCGACGGCCCGCUGGGCCUCCACGGCCUCGGCCACCACGGCCUCGAGGACAUCCAGGCCGUGGACGACGGCGGCAUGAACCUGCUCGAUCAGUCCGUGAUCAAGAAAGGCUGGCUCAGGUGCUCCGAUCACCUGCUGCUUGCGGGAGCGGGGAAGCAGCAGCUGAAGAUCGAGGGGGACUUUUGGUUUACUCAGAUGACAAGAGACAAUUUUGGUUCCCCAAAAGCCAAGGAAACAAAGCUGUCAGGCUUUAAUGGUAGCUUGUCUCCCUCCUGCAGCAUGUUUAUGGGCAAACAAGCUGCAGAUCAGACCAGGCAAACAGCAGCAGGUGAGGCUCAACAACAAUAACUCGUGAUUAAUGGCGAAUGUGGCUUUGUUUAUUCUUGUUGUAUUGAGGCAAUGCUGUCUAAUGGCUGAAGCGCUGCUGCAGGACUCCAGGGCCCAGCUCCCAGCACUGCUGCCUGCUCCAUGCCUCCCUCACGUCCCCCGUGAGUGCACAAGCUCUGCGUGACACGGCCACCCUCUCUUGGGUGGCCACUGAGACAGGGAAGGGCGCCAGUGCCACCAGAACUGAGCGCCAAUGGUUCUGAAGCUCUACAGGAGUUCCCACCUCCCAGUUUCCACCUCCCAGUUCCCAGCUCCCAGUUCCCAGUUCCCAGUGCCACUGGUGCUGGCACAGUGCUGAUGUCCUCUGUCCUGCUCUCAGGUGAAGCCAUUCACCUGGCCCGGGAUUUUGGCUACGUCUGUGAAACCGAGUUCCCGGCCAAGGCAGCAGCGGAGUACCUGUGCCGGCAGCACUCCGACCCCACGGAGCUCCACACCAGGAAAAACAUGCUGCUGGCCACCAAGCAAAUUUGCAAGGAGUUUGCAGACCUGAUCGCCCAGGAUCGCUCUCCGCUGGGGAACAGCCGCCCCUCGCUGAUCCUGGAGCCGGGCGUGCAGAGCUGCCUGACCCAUUUCAGCCUCAUCACCCACGGCUUCGGGGGCCCUGCCAUCUGCGCCGCCCUCACCGCCUUCCAGAACUACCUGGUGGAGUCCCUCAAGGGGCUGGAUAAAAUAUUCCUCAACAGCACGGGCAACGGGCACACGGCCGGGGACUCCAAAGCGUCAGACAAGGAGGUGAAGCAUCGGAAAUAA